AUCUUUGAUCCUUACCUUGAUUAUCAUAAUCUCUAUUUUUCGAGUGUUGGGUUUAAAUUUUCUUUCUAUUUAUGAUAAGGAGUUAUGUGAAAGAGAGAGAGAGAGAGAGAGAGAGAGAGAGAGAGAGAGAAAUUUAUUUUUUUGACUUUUGUGUUGAUUUGUUUCUCAAUAAGAGAAGGAAGGGUCUUGUCUAUUUGAAACAUAAGUAAAUUAAAUCUCUCUCGUUUUCUUAGCUCAAGGGUUUUCAAUUCCAAAACUUCUCAAUUUUUUUUUUUUAAAAAAAUCAAUUUUGAGAGUGAGAGAGAGAGAGAAAUGGGUAGAACUCCAUGUUGUGAUAAAGCAAAUGUGAAGAAAGGACCAUGGUCUCCUGAGGAAGAUGCAAAGCUCAAAGAUUACAUUCAAAAACAUGGAACUGGUGGCAAUUGGAUUUCUCUCCCACAAAAAGCUGGUUUAAAGAGAUGUGGGAAAAGUUGUAGAUUGAGAUGGUUAAAUUAUCUGAGACCUGAUAUCAAACAUGGAGAUUUUUCUGAGGAAGAAGAUACAAUAAUUUGCAAUCUCUAUACUACCAUUGGAAGCAGGUGGUCAGUAAUUGCUGCACAAUUACCAGGAAGAACAGACAACGAUAUAAAAAACUAUUGGAACACAAAAUUGAAGAAGAAACUAACUAGCCCACAUGGGAUGCUGCCCCAAUUUAUUCAACCUUCAUCAACAAACUCAUCUUCAUCUUCUUCUUCACCAUCUUCAUACUCCAAUAAUGGGCCCUUGAUCUCCACCUUAUUAGAACCCAUAUCAUUCUCAUCCAAUCUUCUCCUAAACCCCACCACCACUACCACCAACAAUAAUGCUACUCCAUUAUUUAAUCAUCAAGCUGUCUCUCAAGAUCAUCAAAGCUUUAUGAUGAGUACAAUGGUGGGGGGUGAAAAUAAUUAUCAUGUGAAAUUAGGUGAUCAGAGGUCGUUGCUUGUGUUUGGAGGGGAUCAAGGGAGUUGCAGCUCAUCAGACGCGGAAUACGGUGGCGGAAUUGGAGUAGAGGAGAAGAGGAGAUCGUUGUCGUCGUCAAAUAUGAGUUUUGUAGAGUGGUCUAGAGUUGUGAAUGGAUGGAAUAAUAAUGAGAAGCAAUUAGAAGAUCAAGGGAUGUGGAAUAAUAAUAGUAAUAUGGAAAAUAACUAUAGUCCAUUUAUGGACUAUGGGCUCGAGGAAAUUAAGCAGCUAAUUAGUUCAAGUAAUUGCACCACCAAUGUUCUUUUUUGAUGAAGCUACCACACUCACUCCUGAUCAAAUUACUUUUGGUUGUUGUGUGUGUUCUUCUUCUUUUUUUUUCUUUUUUUUUUGUAAAUGAUACAAGAUUUUUGGGGUUUCUUUUAGAGAAUGGUGUAAAUAUUUGUUAAUAAUCAUGAUCAACACUGAUUUUAAUUUCUUUUGUAUUUUAUGCUAUUUUUCAAUUUGAUUGAUGAGUUAAUUGAAUCUUUAGUUUAAAGGAGGA
This is a messenger RNA of Cucumis sativus (cucumber), 1483 nucleotides long. Its product is annotated as transcription factor RAX2. NCBI's taxonomy places the organism in Eukaryota, Viridiplantae, Streptophyta, Magnoliopsida, Cucurbitales, Cucurbitaceae. The coding region runs from base 313 to 1251 and encodes 312 amino acids. The record is from RefSeq and is a predicted model, not a curated record. The transcript is spliced from 3 exons.